GUGAGUGAGUGUGUGUGACACCUGUUGUCCGUCACAGCGUCAUCAUCAGGUGCAGAGUGAAUCUGCUCAAGCUCUUCCUGCAGCGGCGUCAGAUGCGUGACUGUACUGCACUGGACGCUUGUUCAGUAAAUCACACAUGAUAAACCCUGAAAACACACGCAGAUGAAGACGAAUGAUGCCUCAUCAUCUGGACGGGUGAAAUAUCAGUGGGUCUGACAGCUGGAGAUGCAUUUAUUGACAGAUAUUGAUUGUAGUACAGUUGCAUCCACAGGUUAUGAGGUUAAAUAUCAGAUCAGAUGAUGUAUAAACCGCUGCUCAAACGACCGGACCACAGCAGAAUAAAUCCUCAUCGUUUUCUGCAGUCCAUUUGCAGAUUGCAUGUAUAAAUGAAAAAGUGUUUCCGAAUGAAAUUGCCUUCAUCUUGCAUUAUGUCAUUACUUUGGCUUCCGUUCACUAGAUUUUAAUUUUGCAUUUAUGAUUUAAUUUUCAUCUGCUUCAAGGUACUUUUAAGUUGGAUAUAUGAAUGUGUUUGUCAUGCAUGAUAUGUCACUUUGACACAUUUUUUUUUCAUUUUAUGCUUGCUUUUUUUCAUUAGACGCAUUUCAGUAUUAAAUUAAAAGGCCCUCGGUGGACAAAAGCCUCCCUGGACGCUGAUGGACAAGGUUGAGAAGAAAGAAGAGGCCGAUCAGGAGAUCAAGCAGGAUGGAACCAAACCGGAGGAGAACGCCCACAAGGCCGCCACCAAGAUCCAGGCCAGCUUCCGCGGACACAUCACCCGGAAAAAGAUGAAGGACGGAGAGAAAGACGAGGAGAACGACGCCGAGGAGGACGAGUCCGCCGAGGCCGAGGAGGAGAAGAAGGAGCGAGUCUCUCCGUCGGAGGAGAAACCUGCCGAGGUUUCCACAGAAACAGCAGAAGAGAGCAAACCGGCUGAGCAGCCCAACUCGCCAGCCGCAGAAGCCCCGCCCACCGCUGCCACUGACUCCACCCCCUCGGACACGCCCACUAAAGAGGAGGCGCAGGAGCAGCUGCAGGAGGCGGAGAAUCCAAAAGAGGCGGAGAACACGGCGGCCAAGAACCCCGCCCACGAUGUAAACGCACAGGAGGAGGAGAAGAAGGAGGAAGCCAAACAAGCCGAUGUGCCUGACGCCGCCGAGAGCCAGGAGACAGACCAAAUUGACAAAAAAGAGGCCAUCGAAGACUCCAAACCAGCAGAGGAGGCCGUUUCAGACGAGAACGUUUAACAGAUGACCAGUGAAAUGUAAAAUCCUAAGUAACCGACAGACUGCUCUUGAUGAUGAAGACGGUCUGUUUUUAUGUUUGUCCUCUCUUCUCUGGUGUGGCAAUGAUUUUCUGAGAUGUGGAGGGAGUUUUCCAGUGAGGAUCGAUCUCUUCAUCCAUCCGUCUGGAGCUCAUCGCAUGAGAAUCCUUCCUCCAGAGACGAGAACCUUCUCACACGCACCCAACUAAUACAUGUGGCUUCUUUUAGUGUCCUUGGUGUUGUUAUAAGCGUUUAAUUGGAGAUAUUGCUGCACUGAUGUUAAAAAUUGAGAAAAUCCAACAAAAAGAAAACGCGCCAGCCUUUCUGUUCAAGUGAGUUUGAAUCUAAGGAGUAAAAUCGUGGAAAAUGGUUUCAUGUCUGUUUUCAAAAUAAAGAAAUGUGC
Messenger RNA from Sinocyclocheilus anshuiensis, 1664 nucleotides. RefSeq names its product neuromodulin-like. Gene Ontology annotation, biological process: regulation of growth. NCBI's taxonomy places the organism in Eukaryota, Metazoa, Chordata, Actinopteri, Cypriniformes, Cyprinidae. The record is from RefSeq and is a predicted model, not a curated record. Bases 654 to 1244 code for a protein of 196 amino acids. The transcript has 3 exons. Gene Ontology annotation, molecular function: protein binding.